GUCGUUGGGCGGAAUCCACACCAAAUGGCGACUGUUUCGAUCAGUGCCCCUGGGUUGAGCGGGGGUCUCCUUUACAAUAAUGGCUCAAAUAACGCGCGAGUGUGCAUUACAUCGGAGACGGGCGAGUUUGACAUGGAGACGAUCAAGAAUUGGCAGGAUGAAGGGUUCGACGUGGUCUAUGUCGCGCUAGAUGGAGGAGGUAAGGAGUAUGAGGGUCGGUUGAGGGGUGUUAAGGAAGGACUGGGGGUUGGCGAAAACUAUGCGGUGAUUGCUUAUGGCGAGGCGGCCAACUAUUGCUUGGACUACUAUCUGAAAUCACAAAAUGCCAAUCGGCUAUGCGCACUCAUCGCAUACUAUCCCAGUGUGAUCCCCGACACUCGAUCGCGAUUUCCUCUUUCCCUCCCUGUCCUAGUGCACCUAGCAGGCGAUAGUGUGGACGUCACUACCAUCCCAGUCGCGCUUGGUCUGCAAGGCAAGAAGCGACGCAAGACUCGCCCUAUCAAUCCUGGAAUCGGAACUGGCGAACGUCUCGAGUUAGCCUAUCCAGCGUAUACCUACAAUCAUGCUCCACCCGGCUUUGCUGAACAUGAUAUGGAGGAGUAUGAUCACCUCGCCGCAGGCUUGGCAUGGGCACGAACACUCGAGGUGUUGCGCAAGGGAUUCUCGAGAGAGGCAGAUCUGGAGAGAAGAUGGGAGGAGCACCAAGAAGCAAAAUUCUUCGCGUCAAACCUUACCAGGACUAUGGAUGCGUACAUUUCGCAGAAGAAACCCGCAGUCACGUAUGUUCCUACCGUGAGUGGAGGAAUUGGCACUCAAGCUCUCCGUCGUUUCUAUGAGCACCAUUUCAUCGGAAAGCUACCCCAAUCUAUGCGCAUUCGUCUGCUCUCGCGAACAACUGGAGCAGACCGCGUCGUGGAUGAACUUUACGUCUCCUUUGAGCAUUCCCAAGAGAUCCCGUGGAUGCUCCCUGGAGUCCCUCCAACCAACAAACGCGUCGAAAUCAUUAUUAUCAGUAUUGUCAGCCUUCGUGCGGGUCAUCUAUACUCGGAGCACACAUACUGGGAUCAGGCCAGCGUCCUAGUUCAAGUCGGUCUUUUGGAUCCUAAACUGGUUCCCCAGUCCGCCCAAGGAGUCGACCGCCUCCCUGUUGUCGGCCGGGAGGCUGCUCGCCGUAUUCUUCACGAAGACCCAGAAGAAGAGCAAGUAGACUACCAUAAUCGCAUGAUUCGACGUGCUCGGGCUCUCAGGAACCGUAGCUCUCGCGCCUCACAAGCUGGUGAGGAGUCUGCUGCUGAGUUGAAGAGCGAGGGGGAGACUCCCAUGCCCAUCCGAGAGCAGAAGAAGGGUAAAUCGGUCCAAGAGAAGGGUACUCCACAUCCAGGGCCAGCUAUGGCCAGCAAUGGUGGAGCUCAUGACUCCAAUGAAAAUGGUGAUGAUGACCAUGCCGCAGCAAACGAGAAGGAGUCAACCGAGAAGGAGUCAACCGUGAAAGCCAAGUCAGAAACUGCCAACCACAACGCUUUCGUCCAGGAAGGAAGUGAUGAGAAUGAACAAUAA
This is a messenger RNA of Penicillium daleae, 1557 nucleotides long. RefSeq names its product dienelactone hydrolase. The annotation marks the transcript as partial. Lineage: Eukaryota; Fungi; Ascomycota; Eurotiomycetes; Eurotiales; Aspergillaceae. The transcript has 3 exons. Gene Ontology annotation, biological process: polyketide metabolic process. The record is from RefSeq and is a predicted model, not a curated record.